Messenger RNA from Beta vulgaris subsp. vulgaris (sugar beet), 1670 nucleotides. RefSeq lists its product as uncharacterized. The record is from RefSeq and is a predicted model, not a curated record. Gene Ontology annotation, molecular function: rRNA (uridine-N3-)-methyltransferase activity. The coding region runs from base 401 to 1456 and encodes 351 amino acids. Lineage: Eukaryota; Viridiplantae; Streptophyta; Magnoliopsida; Caryophyllales; Amaranthaceae. Gene Ontology annotation, cellular component: cytoplasm. The transcript has 4 exons. Gene Ontology annotation, biological process: rRNA base methylation.
CAAGUCCAAGUAACGUUCCUUGUUUUCUCCUUAUCUCUUUUACUUUCUCCUCUCUCUUUCCUCUUUCAUAGUUUUUUUUUUUAUGUUUCUAAAUUUAAAUAAACUCCCUGUCACAAGUCUCACUGCCGACUGCCGAGCACAGAGGAGCAGUCCUUUGUCUUCACAUUGCUAGCCGCCAGGAAGUCGCGCGCGGCAACCGCGAGACGGAUGCCGGACAAUUGUGGGAGAUUUGGAAGAUCAUAAACAAAAGUUUAUAAUUUCUUUCUUUGGAAGAAAGCCGGAGGGAAAUCACAAAAGACUUCAACUUCAUCUUCUCCGACAUCCGUACUUUCAUCCCGUAAUUCGCAUAUCAGCCCUGUUAGUAGAAAUAGCAUGUGUGCAUAGCUUUGCUAUAAUAAAAAUGGGUCAAAUAUGUUCCUACUUGAGGAAAUUUCUGUGUCCUAAAGCAAAAACAAUAACAAUAACACCAAGAGAUGAUCAUCAAGCCAAUGACUUAACAAUUCCUUUUAUAAAUACUCAUGAGAAGCAACUAGAAAGCCACUACAUCGACAUAUAUGAUCAUCAUAUUCAUGGUGAGCCAAUAUCGGGUUCGAGCACCGUCGAAACCAUUGAAAGUCAUUACAACAACUUGGAUGUUCUAAUUACUCCUCACAUUGUGGUUGAUCUGAAGAGUGGUGAUGAAGAAGAUGCUACGACGACGACGAAGAAGAGCAAGAAUAUAAAGAAAAAGAACAGGAAUGGAAAGAAAUUAGUCAUAGAUCAUGGUGAUAAGCAAGUAAUACCAGAAAUUGUCUUGGAAAAAAAUGUUACUAAUACUGUUAUUAAUCGUUUGUCUAGUGUUCCGAAAGAAAUAGUAAGGAGAAUAGGAUCGUACACUAGCGCACAGAGAAUACUACUCGUUGGUGAGGGUGACUUCUCGUUCUCCUCUUGUUUGGCUGUUGCUUUUGGUACUUCGCAUAAUAUAACUGCCACUUCUCUAAACUCCGAAGACUUUCUGAUCAAUAACUACGCAAAAUUCUUGACCAACAAAGCACAGCUUGUGACUCGAGGGAGCAUGGUCCUUCACGACGUUGAUUCCAGGAUUAUGCUGAAACAUCCAAUUAUUGGCAGCAUGGUAUUUGAUCGUAUCAUCUUCAAUUUUCCACAUGCUGGAAAAUUUGGUAAAACUGAUACUGAACUGCGUUUACAUCAAAAGCUGGUGAGGGGUUUCUUGAAGAACGCAAAGAAGAUGAUCGGAGAAGAUGGUGAGAUACACAUCACCUCGAAAUCGAAUGGAUUUUUUCUUGAGUGGGAUAUCCCAAAAAUUGGAAGUGAUCACGGAUUAAAUUUACUCCAAGAAGUAAAGUUUAAACGUAGCAAGUAUCCUGGCUAUAAUACCAAGUAUGGGUUUGGAGGGGACAAGGACUUCGAUUGUAGUAACAGCAAAACCUACAAGUUUGGUCUUUCACUUAAAUGAAAAUUCUGGCAUCUUAUAUGAAAAGAAGGCUAAUGUACUCUAGCAACUUAUUGAGUAUGGAGUGGGUGAAGUUUUUGUUGUUCUUUCAGCAUCAACUAAGGUCCUUUUUGGCAAAUAGAGUUUAGCUAUUAGAGUUUCGAGUUUGAUGUUAGAGUUUUGACUUUUUAUCAUUGUGUUUGGUAAUAAUUAACUAAUUGCUAAAAGCUUAUUGUCA